Messenger RNA from Folsomia candida, 2665 nucleotides. RefSeq names its product GRIP and coiled-coil domain-containing protein 2. The coding region runs from base 268 to 2532 and encodes 754 amino acids. The record is from RefSeq and is a predicted model, not a curated record. The transcript has 12 exons. NCBI's taxonomy places the organism in Eukaryota, Metazoa, Arthropoda, Collembola, Entomobryomorpha, Isotomidae.
GAAUUUUCAAUUUCAGUGCACUGAGUCAGACACAAACCGGAAAGGACGAUCCGCCAGCUUCACUUAUCGCCUAUUUUUAGUAUUUUUACAAAAGUUGAGAGAAAAUUUCCUGUAGGAAUUGUUAGUAUGGCCACAAUGUAGAAAAUGUCCAUUGCAAUACGCUGAAUAAUCAUAAAUCGGGAAGAGAACACCACCACAACUACCACCCACCCUUCUAUCAUCUAUCACGAACGGCUUGCCCUUUAAAACCGGCUUACUUUUGGUGCGAUGGAAGACCAUGAGGUAGCACCAAGUCCAGACACUAUUCCAGUAAUGCAAUUAGUUGACCAUCCAGUUUCAAGUCCGGCUGUGCCUUCAAGUGAAUCCACGCCGACUGUAGACAGCUUGGAGGAGCGCUACAACAAGUUGAAAGCAAUAACUCUCAAGUACAAAAAGAAACUGGCAGAACAAACUGCAGAACUUGAACGCCUUCGAGAAAGACCAGGACUACAAAAUGCUUCAAAAAUUCAACAACAGUAUGAUAAAGCGUUAGAUGAAGUAGAAAGGCUCAAAAAGUUAGAGUCGACUCUUCAAAAAGAUCUUGAGAAAACGGUUCAAGAAAACGUAGAGUUAAAAAUCAAGGAGUCAGAAUCCACGUCACAGAUCCAAAGUUUGUCGUUGUCACACAAGAUACUUAGGGAUAAAUUGGACCUACUCGAAAAGGAUGCUGAAUGCACUGAUGAGCUAAAAUCAAAAGUGGAGAACCUUGAGAAAGAAUUACAAGAAGCAAAAGAUGACCGUGCAGACGCACAACAAGAAAAACGUCAACUCCAAAUUCUGUCUUUGGAAGUAACUGAUUACGAGUUAAAAUUACAGGAUGCUUCUGGACAUUUAGAAGCCAAAAAAGUUGAAUGUGAUAAGUUGCUGGCAGAACUUAGUAAUCGGGAUCAGAAAGUUAAAGAGUUGGAAUCGAUAAUUUUAAACUAUAAAGAGUCCGAAAAUAAACUGAUUCUUGUUAAGGACAGUCUGCAGGCUGAUUCUGUUAGAAAAGCCGAAAAGAUCAUGUUUCUGCAAGAUGAAGUUGGAAAAUUGAACGAUCGAUGGAAUGAAAAGAAAAUAGAGUUUGACAAACUUCAUCAGGAGUUUGAAACUGCUAAAUGUACAUUUGUAUUACAAGAUAAGGAUAUGACAGAAAAGCUCAACAAUUCCCAAAAGUCCAUAGCUCAUUUAGAACAGAAGAUUUCCCUUUUGGAAGAAAAUAAGAGAAGUCGAGAAACACAAAUUACCAACUUGAAGUUGGAAAUGCAACAAUUAGAAUCUGAGCUAAGAAACUAUAAAGCGAAAGCCCAAGCUAUGCUAAAGUCUCAGAAGCCAACAACGUUAAUUGACAAUAACGAGGAAAUGGAGAAACUACAAAAAGUUAUUCAAGAAUUUCACUCCGAAGUUGCCAUAUUGAAAGUGGAACUACAAAAACAAAAACUUGAGAAUGAAAAUCUAUUGUCGGAGCGAGCAGAGUUAAACAUGCAGCUCUCUGAGCUAAAGGCUGACGGUAUUAAAAAAGACGUGCAACUCAAUGCAGAGUUCCAAAAUUUGAAGCAAGACCUUCGAGAUAAGGAUGAUUAUUUGAAACGUCAAUUAGAAGAAAACAAUGUUGUGUGCGAACGUAUAAAAUCAUCAUUUAAGAUUGAAAUCGAAACAUUGAAGAAUGGAUACGAAAAUCAAGUUCAGUUACUGCGAGAACAAUAUGAGCUUCUAAAAUCCGAAAACGAAAAUACGAGUACAUCUGCUACUGUCAAUUUUGAAAACUUGGAAAGAAUACUGGAAGGGAGCACUUCAUUUCAUCCAAUGUCCCGACAAUAUACAAGGUCCUCGUUACCAACUCCACCACCACCAAGUGAUCAUCCUUCUACACAAAUGGAAUUUAAUAGGAUAUCCAAUCCAUUGACAAUUGAUACCAGUGAUACCAACGGUAUAAGUUUUGACCAGCUUAGAAUGAUUCCAAGAGGGGAAGGGGAGGGAUCUGAAAGCGUUACUUCUGUGUCAGCCUAUACCCCAAAGAUGAUGGAUAAUUACAACGUUACAUUCGAACAACUUUUGAGCAGUAGCUUUGAAUCAUCAAAAGGAAAUGAUAGUGAUCAGGACAGAACCAUCAGAGACUCACUGCACAAAGAACUAGUCAGGUGCCAAAGUCAGGUCUCCCAUUUAACUUCACUUCUCCGUGAAUCUGAGUCCAACUGUGAUAGGUUAGCUCAGUUAAGCGACGCCCUUAAAGAAGAAAUUAGAAGAAUUGAACGAGACAAGGAGCGUCAGGAACACUUGAAAGAAAACACAGAGUAUCUUAAGAAUGUUUUACUAAAGUUUAUAACAUUAACCGGCGAUGCGGAGCGCAAGCGCCUAAUUCCAGUAUUAAAAACCAUGCUAAAGUUGACAACUGAAGAAGUAGAUAAGUUGGAAGGAAUUGUGAAUGGUGGGAAAGAAGCCAGGGAAGGUGGUGUUGGCAAUGGCUGGUCGUCCUACCUUCCCCUGUGGUCUGGAGGGGGGUCCGGUGGAUAAACACUAAAUGAACUGUGAUUUUUUAAUGUCCAUUUACUACUACUGCACCUAAAAACGAUUGCAUUGUUAAUGUUUACUGUACUGCACGCAACUGAAAUAAUAAAUGGCCAAUGGUGCUUCUAAAAUACUCUAA